CUGGUUUGCUAACCGCUAGUAAACAUAACAGUACAAGAAAAAGAACCAUUGCCGCGAAAACGACAGUUUUGAAUGAUCAAAUGAAAACAAUGUCUAUCAACGGCUUCAUGAGGUAGAAAUAAAAACAAAGAUGAUUCUGCAAUGUUGAUGCAUUGUUUUUCGGUCGAGUUUUAGAAGGAAACCUUUAGAAUCAGUCAUGACAGGAAACACCACGUCCACUGCAUUCCUCAAAGAUGUGGUGGCGUAUGUUGAUGUGUGGUCUGCGAGCAGGAUGGAGGAUUACUCUGAUCCGUUCAUCCAGCAGCUGCUGGACAUGGGUGCAGAGGUAUCUAAGACACUCAACAAACAAGUGACCCAUGUAGUCUUCAAACAUGGCCGCCCGUCCACAUGGAAGAAGGCCCAGAAAAUGGGUGUAAGGAUUGUUUCUGUCCACUGGGUAGCAAGAUGCAAAGAAAGUAAUGAACAUGUAGAUGAAGAUCUUUUUCCUGCUCAGAAUGAAGAAUCCAAAUUUCAUCUUAUGAAUAAAAGAACCCAUCGUUGCAUGCAGCCUAGAGAUUUUGCUAUAAAGACCCCUGAGAAUGACAGGCGACUGAAAAAAAAAUUUGACAAAAUGAUGGAAGACCUGAUCCCCUCGUCCCCUGUUGUUUCUGACACUUCUCCAUUCGUUAUUGAUGAGGAAAGUGGAAUAGUCUACAGUCCCUCUUUAAAACGCUCUGACAGCAUGGCUCAGCGACUGAGAGAAAUGAGAGCUCAACGUGAACAUCUCUCACCCACUGCCUCGCAGAUGCAAGACAGUGGCCCAGGAUGUGAUUCAUCCUUGAGAUCUUCCCUUGGGGCAUCUCCAACUUUGUCUUUCUUGCAACAGCUAGAGGAAGAGCCUUUGGAUUGUUUAUCAAACUCUCAUUGUCACUCCUUGAAGAAAAGAGAUGAACAAGAGAAGCAGAACUGCGAUAAGUCAAUAACGAAAAUAACAAGUAAAAUAAACCACGCACCUUCUGAAUCAGACACAGCCAUGGCCAUGUGUAAUCUGGCUAAUGGUGAAAGUAAUGAAGUCCCACCAUUAUUUUUAAGAUCAAGACGGUCUUUAGUGAACAACACUGGAGGAAAGAAGCAGUCUACUUUAGAGAAUUUCUUUCAUAAAACCACUUCUGAAAGAAAACAAAGCACACUCCUCAAACCAGAAACUGAAAACAUUGAAAUAUCAACAGAGUUAUCUGGCAGCCCUGAAAGACCUAAAAGUUCCCUGCCCGAAAGCCUCACAAAAACAAAUCACAAAAACAGCAAAAGUAUACAGCACUCCAAAGAACUGCAGACCAACUCUAAACGUUCCUAUUCCAGGAAUUCAUCUUCAGCACGCGGUUGUUUCACAGCAAAUAAAAAUGCCAUUAAUAAUGAUGAAUCUGUUACUUUCAAGCCUGUUCAUAAAUGUCAACGUAAAACUUCUGCUCCACUGUGUUCAGCUGACUCAAUUGGUGAUCUUCCUAGUCAAGAUGAUGAUGGUGAGGUGUUUGAAGACAUCUUCUCACCAGCCAACAAUGCCCUUAAGCGGAGGGUCAUUUUGUUUGGUUCAACCUCAGAAGCAGUGCACAUGUCCACUUUUCACCUAGAGGAUUCAAACAAGAAGAGCAAGAGAUUGUGUAGUAAAAAGCGAAAACAUGAAAAUAUUGAUAUUAAAGACUUGGUUGACUCAUCAAGCCCUGUGGAUAUGAUGGAGGAAAUUGUUCCUGAGACACAUGGCUCAAAGCCUGAAUGUUUGUCUGAGUGUUUGCCUCAGUCACCCAGGUUUGUAGAAAUAAAACUCAAGCCGUUGGCAAAGAAACAGAGGACGCAAACUAGGCUAAGCUCUGCUGUUCUCUCUGAAGUGAAGGAACGUAAAAGCUCGGUCAAACUCAGUCCUGCUAACAAAAAGAAUGUAUCAACGGCUGCCUCUCCAAUGUCAUCCUCUGCGGUUUACACAGAGCAGCAAAUACAGAAGUUUCUCAAACCCGACCCUGAUCUCAAAUGUGGUAUUGAAAACAGACAGAUGGGUUUAAAAAUUGCAGGGAAAGAGAAUAAAAGCACAGCUUAUGGGAUCAUUGAGAGAAGUUAUGAAAUGUGCAGCAAACCGGAUACUAUGAAAAAGGACAAGUACAUGAAGAAAAAUAGGUCCUUGGUAAUGACAAGCAUGCCCACUGAAUCCUAUGGUGUUUGGAGCACAGGCAGUGGGUUCCUGAAGAACCUUAUGAGCUAUCAGAUCAUUUUCCAGCUGCGCCUGGGUCAGCCGUCACGCUAGCGAUACCACCUCGGUUUUUUUCUUACCAGUGCGAAAGAGACUCAAAAUACUUCGUCAAUUUUGGACAUACAAUUAAGAGGUAUACACCAUUCUAAUCUGUCAAAUGUCUUUUUAUUUGUGUACUCAUGCUCUUUGCAAAAUAAAGAAAACUAACAUGAAGCGUGAUCUGUCAUCUUUCUCUGAAGUCCAUUCUGAUAGUCCUCAGAAAAUAAACUGUAAAUUAGUGAAUACUAAUCACACAAAUAUGUCUAAAGAAAUGUUGAAAUGUCAGAUUUUAAAUCAUGUAAGUCAAACUGAAAACAAAUAUUCUCUGUUUAUGUAAUCUGUUUGAAAAGAGAGAGAUGUCAGUCGUUCGCGAGUCAUCUUAUUAUCCACUAACGCGGCCACACCCACAGAGCGCGCACAGCAUUCAAAUGCAAAUUCUGAGGCGAUCAAUGCAACAGCAAAUGCCUGGUUUCAAGGAUCAACUUGAUCAAGCCGAGGAUUGUGAAUGGUAAGUGUUUUUUUUUUUAGUUGUUUGUUUUUUUUAUUCCUAAAUUCUUUAUUCUAAUCGUGAUAUAGACUAGUGUCUGUCAAUAUUAAGCCGCAAAAACUUUAAAUAUGAAUCCUGCAUGUUCUCUGUCUCUGUGUGAAUGAUUCGGGCAGACGCGUGGUUUCAUUUAGCUACUACACAUAACUUACAUUAGUAAACAUGACUUAUUGGCUUUUCCAAAAAAAUAUUGCUAUACUGAGAUGAGUGAAAUCGACUGCAAUAUGUAAUAAAUACUGAAAUAAAAUGUGUUAGCAGCAUAUUAAACUGCACAUUAACAUUUAUAGGUUCUAUAAUAUAACAAAGAUUCAUAAAAUGUCAUAGCAAUAUGAAUGUUUAGACAAUAUUUCUUUGGCCUGUUUUGGACAGAUUAUGAAGGGUUUACUGUAAAAUAGCCUAUAUAGUGCCACAUCAAUGAAGCUUUUGUUCGCAAGGAAUGAUGAAAGCUUUGCAUCACAGAAAUAAAGUAUAUUUUAAAGUAUAUUCAAAUAGAAAACCAUUAUUUUAAAUUGUAAUAUUAUUUCACAGUAUUGCUGUUUUUUCUGUGUUUUUGAUCAAAUAAAUGCAGGCUUGAUAUGAUCCUGUUAACAUCAUGUUCACUGAGUGUUUUUUUCUUUUAUCGCACAGAUUUGAGAAUCAUAGUGACCAGAUAUUGGCCCACAUUGGACUGCAUGCAUAUGAUACUGCGAUCACUGACUGGAAGCAGGAAAGUUUUGUUUUUUGUUUUUUUUCUUCUUCUUUUUCUUCUUUUUUUCUCCAGUGCACCAAACACCAAAUGCCAGGUAUGUGGUGUUCACUUAUAUCUUUGAAAAGGAUUUAUUUCCAGGUAUAAAUGUGUACUCAAAAUGUGUCUUUGACUCUCAUUUAUAUAGUUAACUAUAUUCUAAAUAAACUACAAACAAAAAAUGAUAGAUUUCUUUUGUCGUUGGAUUCUUUCUUAGUUCACUCAGUCACAUUCCUAACUGAAUGGCUCAUUAUGCGGCUCAUUAGGGGCAGGGUUUUAAUUUCCUUAGGUCUGAAUCACAGCAUUAUUUAUGAAGAUUCUCGCCUCCCCACAUAUGGCCCUUCUAAACAAAGUGUCUUAGAAAUUUAAAAUCAAUAAAUUGUUUUAUGUGUCCGAAUAGGCAGAAUGAUUUUAACAUCACUUUGAAGCAAAAACUCUAGACUAAAAUAUACAGCUCCCAAAAGUCUUGUGAAAAAAUGUUUAGUAUGUGUUUUGAGGCCUUAUUUCAGUGACUUUUUUUUUUUUUUUUUUUUU
Messenger RNA from Ctenopharyngodon idella (grass carp), 4059 nucleotides. It is a transcript of the gene mcph1, whose product is annotated as microcephalin 1. The transcript has 13 exons. Bases 197 to 2272 code for a protein of 691 amino acids. The record is from RefSeq and is a predicted model, not a curated record. Gene Ontology annotation, cellular component: nucleus. Gene Ontology annotation, molecular function: ubiquitin-protein transferase activity; DNA binding; zinc ion binding. NCBI's taxonomy places the organism in Eukaryota, Metazoa, Chordata, Actinopteri, Cypriniformes, Xenocyprididae. Gene Ontology annotation, biological process: mitotic cell cycle; DNA repair.